GCGGGAGAAGCGCUGGGCUCCUCUCCGCGUCUGCUUGCAGGGAGGAGCAACAGGAAGAAGGUCCGCGGGGGCGACCGACAGCCCUGGGGGCUCACCCCGGUUCUGCAUGCGACCCGCUGCUCAGGCGCGCGCCGGUCCCUCGGGCCGGCAGCUGCGGGCCCCACCCUCAGCCUCCUCCAGCUCCUCCUCCCUCCCGCCGCUCGUAUCUGUGUGGGCGAACUUUCCCGGGAAGGGGGCUGUGCGUUCACUCGGGCUCAGGCACCUCCCCGGAGCUCCCAAGGAGCGAGGGCGGGGUGGGGGGGCGCGGGCUUUGCCUGAGCCCCGGGAGGGCGGCGCUGGCACGGCCGAAGGGCUGGAUCACUGAUCCUCCCCCCAAGGGCUGGCGUUCGGGCCUGCUCACUCCGGGACCCCCGAUUUAGGAGUGUCAGAGACGGAAGGGGUCUUAGUGAUCUUGUCCAGCUCCCUCUCCCUUUUUAACAGGUUUGGGAGAUGGACGCUUGGAGAACGCAAAUUCAGCUAUCAAAAUUGACUCCAGGAGAGAGAACCUAACAGAUGAAUAACAAUGGAAGAAAUUGGGAAAGUUAUCAAAAAGCUGUCCUGCAAAAGACCAAGUCCAGGUGGUGUUACAGGUUAAAAUAAAUUCUUCAUGAAGAAGAAAGAUCUUAAGCAACAUGAUGGAUUCUGAAGCUCAUGAAAAGAGGCCACCAAUCCUAACAUCUUCAAAACAAGAUGUAUCACCUCACCUUACAAAUGUUAGUGAAAUGAAGCAUUACUUGUGUGGCUCCUGUGCAGCUUUCAACAAUGUUGCAAUCACAUUUCCUAUUCAGAAGGUUCUUUUUAGGCAACAAUUAUAUGGCAUCAAAACCCGGGAUGCAAUACUUCAGUUGAGGAGGGAUGGAUUUCGAAAUUUGUAUCGAGGAAUCCUUCCCCCGUUAAUGCAGAAAACAACUACUCUGGCACUUAUGUUUGGUCUCUAUGAAGACUUAUCCUGCCUUCUCCUCAAGCAUGCCAGUGCUCCAGAGUUUGCAACCCGCAGUGUGGCAGCAGUACUGGCAGGAACUACAGAGGCAAUAUUCACUCCACUGGAAAGAGUUCAGACAUUGCUUCAAGACCACAAGCAUCAUGACAAAUUUACAAACACUUACCAGGCUUUCAAGGCACUGAAAUGCCAUGGAAUUGGAGAGUAUUAUCGAGGCUUGGUGCCCAUUCUUUUCCGCAAUGGACUCAGCAAUGUCUUCUUUUUUGGCCUUCGGGGUCCCAUUAAGGAGCAUCUGCCUACUGCAACAACUCACAGUGCUCAUUUGGUCAACGAUUUUAUCUGUGGAGGUCUUCUGGGUGCCAUGUUGGGAUUUUUGUUUUUUCCAAUUAAUGUUGUAAAAAUGCGCAUGCAAUCUCAGAUUGGUGGGGAAUUUCAGUCUUUCCCCAAGGUUUUCAAAAAGAUCUGGCUAGAGCGGGACAGGAAACUGACAAAUCUUUUCAGAGGUGCCCAUCUGAAUUACCACCGAUCCCUCAUCUCUUGGGGCAUAAUCAAUGCAACUUACGAGUUCUUGUUAAAGGUUAUAUGAAAAUAUCAAUUAAGUGCCAUUUAUCAACUGAAUACCUAAGAAGAA
This is a messenger RNA of Otolemur garnettii (small-eared galago), 1610 nucleotides long. Its product is annotated as solute carrier family 25 member 51. The record is from RefSeq and is a predicted model, not a curated record. Lineage: Eukaryota; Metazoa; Chordata; Mammalia; Primates; Galagidae. The coding region runs from base 672 to 1565 and encodes 297 amino acids. The transcript is spliced from 3 exons.